Messenger RNA from Neltuma alba, 2562 nucleotides. RefSeq names its product protein TPX2. Gene Ontology annotation, cellular component: spindle; nuclear microtubule. The coding region runs from base 14 to 2440 and encodes 808 amino acids. The record is from RefSeq and is a predicted model, not a curated record. The transcript is spliced from 18 exons. Gene Ontology annotation, molecular function: microtubule binding; protein kinase activator activity. Gene Ontology annotation, biological process: regulation of mitotic spindle organization; mitotic spindle assembly; activation of protein kinase activity. NCBI's taxonomy places the organism in Eukaryota, Viridiplantae, Streptophyta, Magnoliopsida, Fabales, Fabaceae.
ACUGAACCUGAAAAUGGCGGUGGCAGAGGAAAGCACCGGCGGGAUCACGAUGAUCGACGAGACAUACGAAUUCUCGGCACCACGCUUCUUCGAUUUUAUGAAGGCGGAGUCCGAGGAGGACUCGAGAAGAGCAGAACUCUGGUUUGAAACUGCUCUUUCUUACGCACCUUCUCCAUUCAUGCCAAAAAUCAAGACUGGAAGAUCUAUUACCGUUGAGAGCUUGUGCGAUUUUAGCGAAGCUGACAAAAUGCAGAAGACAUCAGGGUCAGCCGAUCUAAAACCUGAUGGUAAUAAUAAUUUGGAUGUCAACAUUCAACCUCAAUGCACGAGUGCCAAAAUAAAGGAAGAAGUACUUUCCAGUGAAGUCCAAGAGGAAAGAAGUCGCAAUGAUGAUGAUGAUGGGGAAGACGCAUGCUUAAGUGACGAUAGUCUGCCACAACGCACGGUUACCAAACUGAAGGAAGAAGCACAAUGUAGCGGCGAUGAGGUUUCUGGUGACAGAGGAAGAAGUCAUCCACAUGCUGAUGAAGGGGAGUGUGCAUGCAUUGAAGUUGUUAAAGAAGCAUGUACGCCCAAUCCGUGUAUAGCAUCGCAGAAAAGAGUCAUGACUGCGAUUUCGAAGAAGCAAGAAACAGCUAGAAAGAUAGCCGCUUUAGUUAAGAAUCCAUCAGCAUUGAAGGCAAAAGCUCAGUUGCAGUCAUCAGCUCUGAAGACAAAAUUGCCACCAUCAGCAAUGAAGACAAAAGCUCAGUCCUCAACAAUGAAGAGCGCCGGUGGGAGUUCCCACUUAUCACAAGAAAAUCAAGCUAUUAAGAGGCAGAAAUUGGAAGGAGGAAAAGCAAGACAGAUUUUGCACGUUAAACCUCAAAAUUUGCCGCACAAGUCAAAACUGAGUUCAGCCACUAGCAGUGCUAGUAUCUCUUCAAAUGCUAGCAAAACUAACAGGGAAGAUAGAAAGGUUUAUGUUCGUGAAAUGCCAACACCAGCGUCAGUACCAUUUAUAUCAAUGGCAGAAAUGAUGAGAAAAUUCCAUUCAAGCACCAGAGACUUGUCUUUGCCAAAUGCCAACACCGGUCAUUCUCAUGGAGAUGCCGGUUCCAUGAUCCAGCCGAAACCAAAACUCACAUUGACCAGGCCUAAAGAACCGGAAUUUGAGACUGCUCAACGAGCCCGGUCGGUCAAAGUGAAGAGCACCGCCGAGCUCGAGGAAGAGAUGAUGGCUAAAAUGCCAAAAUUCAAGGCUCGACCCCUAAAUAAGAAGAUUUUGCAAGCUCCUACUGUGCGUAUUGUAUCAAGAAGUACACCCCAACCACCAGAGUUCAAGGAAUUUCAUCUAGAAACAGCAGCUAGGGCCAUUCAGCAUGCAGAUUCAGCCUCAGUGGCUUCAGGAAAAUCGUCACAUCAGGAACCAUGGAAGCCUCAUCUCACGGAGCCUAAAACGCCACUGCUCCAAACAUCACUAAGGGCCCGCCCACCUAAGGUGAAAAGUUCACUGGAAUUAGAGCAGGAGGAGCUUGAAAAGAUUCCUAAAUUUAAAGCCAGGCCCCUAAAUAAGAAGAUUUUUGAGAGUAAAGGAGAUAUUGGAAUUUUUUGCCAUACCAAGAAACUUGUCACUCAACCACGAGAAUUUCAUUUUGCAACAAAUGAAAGGAUUCCUCCACCUUCUGUUGUAGUAGAUCUAUUUGACAAGUUAUCUUUGAAUUCUGAACCUGCACAUAAAAACCCAAUUCCAACAAAUACAAUCCCAAAUCCAUUUCAUCUCUACACGGAGGAAAGAGGUGCUGAGAAAGAGAAGAGACUUCUCAUGGAACUUCAAAUGAAACAGUUGGAAGAGGAAAGAGCCAGAGUUCGCAAGGCGAAUCCGUACCCUUACACUACUGACUAUCCUGUGAUCCCACCAAAACCGGAACCCAAGCCAUGUACCAAAGCAGAGCCAUUCCAACUAGAGAGUCUGGUAAGACAUGAGGAAGAGAUGGAGAGGGAAAUGGAAGAAAGGCUUAGAAAAGAGAGAGAAGAGGCCGAAAUGAGAAUUUUCAGAGCGCAGCCAAUCUUACAAGAGGACCCUAUCCCAGUUCCUGAGAAGGUUCGCAAACCCCUUACACAAGUUCAGGAGUUCAGCCUGCAUGUGAAUGAGCGAGCAGUGGAUAGAGCAGAAUUUGAUCAAAGGAUCAAGGAGAAGGAAAUGAUGUACAAGCGGUAUAGGGAGGAGAGUGAGACUGCAAGAAUGAUUGAGGAAGAGAAGGCGUUAAAACAGUUGAGACGGACAAUGGUUCCCCAUGCUAGACCAGUUCCUAAUUUUGAGCAUCCAUUUAUUCCCCAAAAGUCGGUUAAAGAGGCAACGAAGGCAAAGUCACCAAACUUGCGUGUAAUACACAGAAAAGAGAGACGAAAGAUUUUAAAUGGGACAGUGGCUUCUAGUCCUGCUGCCAGAUUAAGAUGAUUUAUUAGGGUUGCGAGCGUUCAAGAACUCCUGAACCCAUCUGACACACUUCUUGUGUACAUUUGUCCGGAAAGAAUCAUGUAAAAUGUCAAUUAAAUCAAUAUCAAUUCUUUUGUAAUGAU